Messenger RNA from Mangifera indica (mango), 784 nucleotides. RefSeq names its product auxin-responsive protein SAUR68-like. The transcript has a single exon. Gene Ontology annotation, biological process: response to auxin. Bases 213 to 638 code for a protein of 141 amino acids. The record is from RefSeq and is a predicted model, not a curated record. NCBI's taxonomy places the organism in Eukaryota, Viridiplantae, Streptophyta, Magnoliopsida, Sapindales, Anacardiaceae.
UAACAUGUCAUAGAUUAAAGGUCCCAAACAACAUCACAUGGUCUUGCGUCUAAUGUGGCUUGUACUUAAGGAAAUCUACCAUUGAUGAUUUUUUCUCAGAAAUUAGACUAUAUAACUAAGUUAUCUGCAAUUAUUUUCACUCAGAAAGGCGACACAAUUCAUUAGUUAAGCAUUCUUUGGUUGAAAUCUUUCUACUAUCAGAAUUUUCUGGAAUGCUAAGUACCAAGAAACUGAUCAAAAUGGCAACCAAGUGUCAAAAGGCCGCUGUAGAAGGAAGAAAAAGAAUCUUGUUCCAAAGGGCAAACAGUAUUAGCGAUUCAUCUGCAGCUACCAAAGGUCACUUUGUUGUUUACACAACGGAUUGCAGGCGGUUUGUGAUUCCUCUUCCAUUUCUUAACAAUGACAUUUUUAGAGAGCUCUUAAAAAUGUCAGAGGAGGAGUUUGGAUUGCCCAGUGAUGGCCCCAUUACACUGCCCUGUGAUUCCUUCUUGUUGGAGUACAUGGUGUUACUUAUACGAGGCAGCGUUGUGAAGAAUCAAGAGAAAGAUAAGCUCAUGUCAGUAGUUACAGCUUGCUGCUCAUUGUCAUCCUCUUUGCAGCAAGGACUAAGACAUCAAAAUAUGGUUGUUUGUAACUGAGAUCGAAAUCAACUUUUUUUCUCUUCUACAUGAUUAAAAAUUAUGUGAGCUUAGGUUACAAAUCAAAGUCUUCAAGGGACUGUUAAAUUAAAGGGAUCAUGAAAAUAAAUAUCUGGCUAACAAUUUGACACAAACUUACAACAAAA